CUAUUAAUAUAGAUGAUGCAAAAAAAGUUGAUAAAGCAUUAGAAGUUAGUCAACUUCUCGGCAAUAAUAUUAAAGAGUUAGCACAAGAUAUAAGCUUUAUAAAAAAUCAAAUAUUAAAUCAGGAUCAAAUUCAUUCGAAAAGGGUUGAUACGAGUGAAAUUCAUGCGGUAAAGGUUGAUCCGAAUAAAUAUCAAAAUCCAUGUAAAAAAUGUGAAGAGAGAUUAAAUAAUACAAGCAAAUUAGAAAACAAUGUUUGUUGGAUUGCCCCUGAACAUAUGAUGAAAAUCGAUGUGAAUUGUGCAAGAUAA
Dentiscutata erythropus is the source of this 308-nucleotide messenger RNA. Lineage: Eukaryota; Fungi; Glomeromycota; Glomeromycetes; Diversisporales; Gigasporaceae. The record is from the annotation of a GenBank genome assembly.